AUGUCCGUCUGCGGUGGACGGGAUCGAAAAAAGGAAAGUAGGAAACGUGCAUUUCGCUUUGAAGUGGAGUCACGGCGAUGGGUGCGACUCGGCGAGAUGAGGCACGACUCUUGCCUUCACGUCGUUGGAGGAACUCCAAAUGGAAAUGAACACGAGCGCUUGGAUCUGCGCACCUCCCGAUGGGAACAGUUGGCCGAGCUCCCUCGACUAAGAUGGAACCAUGCUCUCUCGUCUCUAAAGGAUGAGCUGGUCCUGGCCGGGGGAUAUUGCGAUCAAGUAGGAGAGACGUGUUUCGUGUACGAUAGAAGAAGCAAUUCGUGGCGGGAGGGGCCAAGCAUGCUAUUCCUCAUCAGUGAAGGGGAAGACCAAGAUGUGGUGGGGCGUGUCAGCCAGUCACUAACUAUCUUCCGAUCAGUAGAAGAAAUAAUGAUGAUCAAGUUAGCGAUCAGCAAGAACGACUACUUUAUCGCCUUGGGAUCUAUGGAAUGGACCGAUGAGGUACUCCGGGCCCUCUAUCGCAUCCGACCUCAAAUGCGGUGGACGAGCAAGACUCUCUUCGUUGUUCGAGGCUCAUCCAGGGGUCGACUGAGACUCUUUCAGAGACUCAAUCUAGAGAAUCUUUUCCCGGAUCUUCUUGAUGAUUUCCAAGGGAAGAACAUUAAGGUCUCUGCUGCACAUGUGCCGUUUUUCUUCAACUGGGCCGCAAAUGGGACGAUGGAAGACUGGACAGGUUUCGAAGGAGCGGCCCUCAAGGCCAUGGCCCAUCACUUCAAUUUCCGGGUCAUCCCAACCCCUGAAGCCAAAGGCCACCCGCGAGACACCAUGAUCACCCUUUUCAGUUCGCUGAUCGUUUUCGCUUCCUUGUGCAUCGGAGAAGCCAAGCUAGAAUUGCGGAUCGGGAGGGACAUGAAGGACGAUGUCAUAUCGCAGCUGAUUCAUCGUAUCCUGGAUUUCUCUUUAGAGUCGCAUCAACAGCUAUUCCUCAUCAGUGAAAGGGAAGAUUCGGAUGUGCUGGUGAGCCGUGACGGCCUUUCACGAACGACUUUCAGCUCCGUAGAAGAUAUGGAGAGGAUCAAGUCUGCAAGCAGCAGGAAUGACUUCUACAUCAUCUUGGGAUCUAUGGAAUGGGCCGAGGAGGCACUCCGGGCUCUCUAUCGCAUCCGACCUCAAAUGUGGUGGACGAGCAAGGCCCUCUUCGUGCUCGAGGCUCGUCCAGGGGUCGACUGGAUUCAGAAGGCUGCCGGUCUCAUGAUCCCAGUCACGGUGGCGAGAAGAAUCCGGCCCGAUAUGUACGGCUUCUAUGCCGUGUGUCUCUUUUGCAAUGGCUCUCAUCCGGGGAUGCAAUUCAUCCAGACGUGGAGGCCAGGAUCCAAGGACAUAUCCAAGAAUCUCUUCCCGGAUCUCCUCGAUGAUUUCCACGGAAAGGUAUUCACGGUUACUUCGACGCCCGUUCGGAAUUUCUUUAAUUGGAGCCCGGGUGACACGAUGAAGAAUUGGACCGGCUUCGAAGGAGAAGCCCUCAAGGCCAUGGCCCAUCACUUCAACUUCCGAGUCAUCCCAACCCUCCAAAAGACCGGCGGAACGGGGAAUCUCGUGAACGGGACGUGGGAUGGUCAAAUUAGGAUGGUUCUGGACGGGGAUGCAGAGUUUGCCGUCGGGAAGGUCUCCCAGACCUCGAUCAGGUACGAGUACGUGGAUUUCAUGAGGUUCGUCAUGAUCGAGACUGAUUCCUUCAUCACGAGAAAGCCACAGCUAUUGCCUUAUUACACCACCGUCUACCGACCGUUCCCCGUUCCCAUCUGGAUUCUCUGCGGCAUCUCCAUCGUCGUGAUGGGUAUCACAUUAGCCCUUUUCAAACGAAGGUCAUUCAAGGGCCUCCAGGUAGGGAAUGAAAUUUUCAAUGCCUACUCUAUCUUUGUGGUAAAAGGCGUCGAAAGAUUGGAUCGCGAGCCGGAACGAAUGCGGUACAUCUGGACGUUUUGGCUCGUCUUUUGUCUCUUUGUGUCCCUCAUGUACAAUUCUCUGAUAUCAAGCUACAUCAUCUACCCAGGCACUACCCGCCCGAUCAAUACACUGGAAGAUGCCGUCCAGAUGACGAAUCUCCCUUUCCAGAUCGUCCUUUACAAUGACGUGCUAGUCAAUACCUUUCGAGGUUCCAAGAACCCAACGUAUCAGAAAGUAGCAAGUCGCCUAAAAUUGGUUUAUCCAAACAACGUUGUCAUCAACCUCGACAGCAUGUUCGUAGACUUGCGGUUUCAGUUGGAACUUCUGAUUUGGAGGCAGAGGAAAGCAAACGACCCUGUAUGGACAGAGCUCCGCUUGGCUGACGAAAACUUCCUGGCACUGCCUUCUGCCUGGCCCAUCCGCAAGUACCAGCCCUACAAACCCAAGCUGGACCUCUUCAUCCAGCACUUGCACGAUGGCGGGCUCUUCAACAAGUGGAUGUCCGAUUGCGUCUUUUCGCUUGGGGGCUACUUCCCUCUCAAGGAUGUCAUCGACACCCCGGCUGAGGUCGACCGGAUUUCAUUCGGGAUCGUUCAUGUUCAAGGAAUCUUCUAUGCUCUUUUGUUUGGAUUGACCUUGUCGGUCUUCGCUUUCAUAUUGGAACUCCUGUGUUCACCAAAAAAUCGAGAAAUGGUAGGAAGACAUUGA
Messenger RNA from Darwinula stevensoni, 2652 nucleotides. The record is from the annotation of a GenBank genome assembly. NCBI's taxonomy places the organism in Eukaryota, Metazoa, Arthropoda, Ostracoda, Podocopida, Darwinulidae.